This is a messenger RNA of Exaiptasia diaphana, 1167 nucleotides long. RefSeq names its product latrophilin receptor-like protein A. Gene Ontology annotation, molecular function: G protein-coupled receptor activity. Lineage: Eukaryota; Metazoa; Cnidaria; Anthozoa; Actiniaria; Aiptasiidae. Gene Ontology annotation, cellular component: membrane. The transcript is spliced from 2 exons. The coding region runs from base 10 to 1167 and encodes 385 amino acids. Gene Ontology annotation, biological process: cell surface receptor signaling pathway; G protein-coupled receptor signaling pathway. The record is from RefSeq and is a predicted model, not a curated record.
CCAAAAAUCAUGUUUAUUACUGAAAAAGGGAACAACAAAGUUCAGCUGGCAAAGUGCGCUCAUACACAAGUCUUCGAUAAGAACCAGAACAAAUGCAGAGACAAGUUGUCUUCAACCAGCAGGAAAGUACCAUCCACGAAUAGUAAAAUAUGGGAUACUGAAGGUGAUAACUGUUCAAAAGAGUGGGGGCUGAUGGAGAGUGAUGAGUAUACGAUCCUGACCAACCAAUCAAUCUAUGUGAACUCUUCAGACACUCUGUACGACCCACCACAGUACACCUGGCAAAACCAAAGCCUCUUUGUCUGCGAUAGCUUUGGCGGGGACCCUGAUAUCGAUGAAGCCUGGUCAAGCGAAGAUAAAAUCUUAUCGUUUUUAACCAUUGUUUGCAUGUCGAUAUCGAUUAUUGCACUAAUCUUUGUCCUCGUUAUCUAUGCCUUGUUCACCGAGCUACGAACAGCACCAGGUAUCAACCUCAUGAACCUCAGCRUUGCCAUUCUUCUUGCGCAACUUUUGUGGCUUCUUGGUAGUGGACAGACAGACAACUCUAUGGCUUGUACUGCCAUCGCUGUUCUUCUUCACUACUUUUUCCUGGUUUCAUUCAUGUGGACGUCCAUCAUCGCCUUUGACACUUGGAGGACCUUCACUACAAAAGGAAGACGUUCCAUGGUUGAUUCGAAGCACAAAAGACUGCUGCAUUCCUUACGAUAUAUGGCUGUUGGAUGGCUUUCUGUCAUGGUGUACGUGUCAAUCUGUGUGGCUCUUGACCAAUCACAGACAGUCGCCAUAGGGUAUGGGUCACGUGCAGCCUGCUGGAUCACUAACUUCAAUGCCAAGUGGAUUUUCUUUGCAACUCCUCUGGGGCUGGUCACCGUCUUCAACAUUGUCUUCUUCUACCUGACCGUAAAAUCGAUCAGGUCUACCCGAAACCAAGCCAAAAUGGUUGACAACUCGGCCAGCAAGCGUGAUUUUGGCGUUUACGUACGUAUAGCGUCCGUAAUGGGAUUCACAUGGGUUUUCGGCUUCGCUGCACCGUUUGGGUGGGUGUUUCUUUGGUACGUGUUUGUGAUCCUAAGCUCUUUGCAAGGGGUUUACAUCGCCAUUGCCUUUGCGCUCAACAAGCGAGCACGAAAGCUCUAUUGUAAGAUGUGUAUAGUUGACUCGUAUUAG